AUGAGCGGCAGAGGCAAAGGAGGCAAAUCACGGGCUAAAGCGAAGACGAGUUCGGCGCGAGCUGGUCUGCAGUUCCCUGUGGGUCGUGUGCACCGCCUGUUGCGUCGUGGCAACUACGCGGAGCGUGUGGGUGCUGGAGCACCAGUCUACUUGGCUGCUGUGCUCGAGUACCUGGCUGCCGUGGUGCUGCAGUUGGCGGGUAACGCGGCACGCGACAACAAGAAGACGCGUAUCAUUCCUCGUCACCUGCUAUUGGAGGAGUUGAACAAGCUGUUGGGCGGUGUGACCAUCGCGCAGGGUGGUGUGCUGCCCAACAUCCAGGCGGUGCUGCUGCCGAAGAAGACGGAGAGUUUGCAACCGUAA
Molecule: messenger RNA, 363 nt
Organism: Echinococcus granulosus
Lineage: Eukaryota; Metazoa; Platyhelminthes; Cestoda; Cyclophyllidea; Taeniidae
Product: Histone H2A type 2-B
Exons: 2
Coding region: 1-363 (120 amino acids)
Cellular component (GO): nucleosome
Molecular function (GO): DNA binding; protein heterodimerization activity; structural constituent of chromatin
Source: RefSeq, a predicted model, not a curated record